GGCGGCGGGAUCAGACGCGUCGGGGAUGCGGCCGGCGCUCGUUACGAACAAUAUUCCGAUACCACCGCGCCAAUCUCAAAGCCGAUUAUCUAGGUCGAUGAACAAUAACACAACGGCGACAAAUUAUAAAAGAAAAAUAUAAAAGUGACGUCAUCGUGAACAAAUUGUCGAUAAAAACAGUGAUCAGCCAAAGUUUAUGGUCGUUUACAGAAAGCGUUAAUGGAUAGUAAUGUUUUUCUGAUAUUUGGAAUGACUAAAAUAACAGGUGUUGGUGGCGGUGGGUGGCGGGUGACGGCGCUGGCGCGACAGCGGAGCGCGGUCACGAGAUGAGCGUGGCGAGCGCGCCUCCGCCGUCCGCCGCCGAGGCGCUGUCCGCGUUGCUGUGGCAGCCCUACGAGUGCCGCUCGCCGCCCCUCGCGCGCUCGCGCACAGACACCGCGCUACACCGCGCGGGGGGCGCCGCCGACCAGUCGCCAACCGGCGGUCGACAUGCGCGCGCGUCAACCCGCGCUUACAUCGAUAUGCGGCUGCCCGUGCCCGCGCCCGGCCUGCGCAAGUCGGACUCGGUCUCGGUGCGCGUUCCGGGCGAGCCGAGCCGACAAAACGUGUCCAGUGUGAACGUGAACGUGAACAUAGUGGAGGUGCAGGAUGCACCCGUGAAUGUGAACAGUGCGGUGCAGACGGAGAGGGAGCGGAGUGUGGCGAGUGCAGAGUGCCAGACGGAGGAGCCAGCUCGGCGGCGGCGCAUGCGACGUGCGCGAGCGCCGCGGGUGCCCGAGCUGCUGGAAAAUGUGCCUCCUCCUCCGUACAGCACGCUGCCACCGCCUCCGCUGCCGCACCCUGUACCGGUGCACCCACCGGCGCCCAUAUUGGCUCCGCACCCGCCAGUGCACCCACCCGUGCAUCCGCCUGCACAUCGCUUCCCCUUCCAGCCAAUUCCUCUCAGAUCAGGCAGAGGCGCAGCGUAUGCCUGUUCAGAGGGUGAAGGCAACGCACCCAAGUCAUGUUGUGGCCGGCCCCCUCUACGGCUGUGUGUGCUGUUCCUCGGCGUGGUAGGAGCCUGCCUGGUCGCCGCUGGAGCGGUCCUCGGUGCCCUCAGGCCUCAUCCAAGAGCCCCACUCACUUUACUUCUACUCAUGAUAGGUAUAGGAGUAGUGUUAGUGACGGCGGCUGGACUAGCGUGGAGACUAGGUGCACGAGACGCUCCUUGUGCGUUGCUAGGGCUGCGCCGCGCCUCAUGCCGGCGGCUCGUGCCUCGACUGCCUCCGAGCUACGCACGACCACAUCACCCCUACGCAGCCAUGCUUUACCCAGAGUUCCACUACAGGCCGCCACCUCCCACCUAUCAAGCCUCAAUGCAAGAAUACAGACUCAGUAACGAGGCUUGGUGUCCUAGAAGGCCAAAUAGAAGAAACUUUGAGGGCAGUCCUAGCUCCGCUAUAAGACCUGUAAGCUGUCAGGCCUCAAUGCAAGAAUAUAGAUUUAGGUUACUUCUGUUAGACAGAAGUGCGCCCGCCGUGUCGCCUCCACCAACAUACAGAUCAAAUUCAGCCAGUCUAGUCAGCAGAGGAUCAACUGGCGCAGCGUGGUGCGGCUCUGAGUACAGCGGGCCGCCAUCAUACCGCGCCCCCCGCGCAGACCCGCCUGUCACCGUCACCGACAACCUGCCCACCAUCACCCCCAUAGACCUCAAAUACGUUGACAACACCAUCGAAGCAUUACCCAAACCCGAACAAGAGAAAGAUCCCGACGAACAUCUCGUCACUAUAGUACACACAGACUCACAGCCCGUCAUAGUAACCGUGUCUGGGUCCCCCGCACUCAAUGACACACACACACAACCGCCUUCAGAAAUCGACAUACUAGCACACUUAUAACGCAUCAAGCAUUAGCCAAUACACGAACUUUACGUUCUAGUAGGAAUAAACUAGACAAACCCGAUCUGAGUGCGGCUGCACUGACAUUCCUGAUUGGGAGUUGUGUGCGAGCGACCCGAAGGCUUGUGAUUGUAGCAACGAUUGACGUGAUCGAAACGAUGUACCUACUAGUGGACAGAAAGUAAGCGAAAAGUGAUUUAAUAUAGAAGUGAAACUGUUGAUUAUUAUGAACAAUAAUUAGCAAAUGAACUUAUAUUAUUAGCUAUUAUAUUCGAGGCAAGAUAAUUUUGUUUUGAAUGAAUAUAAAAGAACUUGCAUUUCACAUUACGUUCUCAUCUAGCUGCACUAGAUAAUGAAAAGUAGACGAUUUCAUUUAAAUAAUUUAUUCUCGAGAUAAAUGCUUCAUUAUACCUACUGUAUAAAGAUAAAGUUUUAGUGCUCAUUCAAAACAAAAUUGUGGUUUUUAUGUUUGUGUAUAACUCUUGUUUUAAAAUGUAAUGGUUUGAAGUACCUUAUUUUAUUAUAAUAAGUAUUGUGUAAAUAUUUAAAAGCACUGACGUAUUUUUCGUUUGAAUAGUGUUAUAUUUAACAAAAUAUGUGCCGUGUAUAUACAAUUGAUACAAAUUAUAUUAGGAUUAAAUAUGAAUACAGACGUAGUUGAUGCAACGAUCGAUUUAUUGUUGAAACCAAAUCCUUCACCGAGAUGUACAACUAAGGACAUUGUUAUUCAUGUAGUGCCAAUGGUUGUUUAUUAGUUUUUGUUGUAAAUAGAUAUACAUAACUGUAAUAUUAUUCUGUUCUAUAAAUGUUUGCUUGACAACUAACAUAUUUAAACACGAAUCAGAUAUUAACUUUCUAGCUGCCGUCUAAAAUCUAGGUUCAUUAUCAUGUGACGUCAUUAAAACCUACUUUGACGUCUCCUGUAUAGCUUUCUAUGCACAAUAACUGUUCAGAACAAUACGCCAGUUCUAUUGUUAUAGCUCUGCAUGAAACCUACCCAUACAAUUAUGUAGGUGUCCUAUAAACUCAUUUCAGCUGCAAUUACCCUACAAUUUUAUGACUUCCUUAGUUUCAUUCGCUUAGUUUAAUAUUUGUAUUUAUUUUGAUCGCAUUAUUAUAAAUUAUUGGUACUAGAAAGCUGAAUAGAUUACUGUGAAAAUUGAUAUUAGAUAAAAAAAAAUUAAAUGUAAGAAAAAUUAAAUUGGUAUGAUCGAGUUUGAUCAAUGUAAAUAAAAGAGCGAAUGAAUAAAAUUACGUGUCAUUUG
Spodoptera litura is the source of this 3142-nucleotide messenger RNA. RefSeq lists its product as uncharacterized. The record is from RefSeq and is a predicted model, not a curated record. NCBI's taxonomy places the organism in Eukaryota, Metazoa, Arthropoda, Insecta, Lepidoptera, Noctuidae.